Molecule: messenger RNA, 1266 nt
Organism: Aspergillus puulaauensis
Lineage: Eukaryota; Fungi; Ascomycota; Eurotiomycetes; Eurotiales; Aspergillaceae
Exons: 1
Coding region: 1-1266 (421 amino acids)
Source: RefSeq, a predicted model, not a curated record
AUGAAAAUGAAACUCCAUCACAAAGAGAAAGAGUCCCACCCACCGCACAUCCUCCUCACAAACGGCCGAUUCCCCGUAUCCCUCGAUCUCGCCCGCCAACUCACCCUCGCCGGCUGCAAAGUCUACUGCGUCGAUCCCAUGAAAUACCACGUCUGCCGCUUCUCAACCGCCGUCGCAGGAAGCAAAGUCGUGCCGGCCCCACGCACCGACACCCACGGGUACAUCGCCGGCGUGAAAGACGCCGUCGCAGCCUGGGAAAUAGACCACAUCCUCCCCAUGCACGAAGAGGAAUUCUACCUCGCCGAGUCCAAAGACCCAACUAUCCUAGGAAAGUUGUUUUCCCCGCCCUGGUCGCUCCUCGUCUGUCUACAUAGUAAGGGGCACUAUACGCGGAUUGCGCGGGCUUGUGGGCUCGAUACACCGGAUACGUAUUUCUGCAGGAGUAUGGAUGAUGUGAGAAGGCUUGAUACUGUGAACAAGGAAUGGGCAUUAAAGCCCGUCUUCGGACGCGCGAAUACAAACGUCUACCAUCUGAAACCGGGGCAGCCGAUUCCGCCGAAUAUCCCCGUUAGUGAGAAAGUGCAGUAUGUGGCGCAGGAGUGGAUUCACGGGGUGCGGUAUUGCUCGUAUAGCGUGUUCAAUCAUGGCACACUGCGAGCGCAUGGAGUAUACCCCGUUCUGGAGACGAUCGAUGGCAGCUCAUCGGUAUAUUUCCAGUCCUGUUCACACCCGGGAAUCAAGGAAUAUGUGCAGCGGCUGGGGGAAGGGCUAUACCCGCUCCACGGGCAAAUCGGGCUCGACUUUGUCGAAACGAGAGACAGGCUGGUGACUAUUGACUGCAAUCCGCGGGCGACAAGCGGCAUCCAUCUCUGGUCUGGGAGGCCGCAGCUCGCCCGCGCGUUUAUAAGUAGCGUGGAUGAAUUCACUGCUCCUUCGCGGGGACGACUGGGCACGGAGAUCUGUCGCCAGGUUUUCCCGGGGAUGCUGAUGUGGGAGCGCAGGGGCGUGAAUAUGAAACGGUAUCUGAAGCACAUGUGGCGGCUUGUUAGGGCGAGAGAUGUUGUUUGGGAUUGGGCGGAUGUGAUGCCUUCGCUUGCGUCGCCGGUGCUUCUUACGUACUACUAUAUUUUGUGUAGGCGGCAUCGCUUGCAGUUGCAGGAUUUGUUCCAGUGGCAUUUGAUAUGGGAGCCUACGGAAGAGUCGUUGAAGGAUAUCAAGGAGCUGGAUGGGGGACAGGGGGUGAAUCCGCAAGAGAUAGGUAGUUGA